GAAAAAUUGGUUUAGUCGAAUAAAUUUUGUUUUACUUCGUGUUUGGAUUUAAAAAUAUUCAAAUUACACUGGUUUGAACUUUGUAAGUAAGAUUAAGUCUGACUGAUGUCAUCCCUUAGAUUCUGCUUCACUUCUCUUACAAUAUGCUCUCCCCGCACUCUCUUGGCCAUUCCCCCUCAAAGGAUCAACACCUUUUGUUGCUGCGCGAAACCCUCUAGGCAAAAUGACUUCAUUUCUGAGGCCAAUACCCUUCAAUCUUCUCCUCCUUCUGCUUCGCCAAAACAUUCUCCUUUUUUUGGAAUGGAUGAUACUUUGGUGAGCUAUCUGUGUGGCAAGAAGAAGGCAACAGACCUUGCUCACAUGGUAUGGAAACAUGUUGUCCAGAAGGGAGACACAGUCCUAGAUGCCACUUGCGGCAACGGCUUUGACACCUUGGCAAUGCUCAACUUGGUUGCUGAUGAUUCUCGAAAAGGUUAUGUAUAUGCAUUGGAUAUUCAGAAAGACGCUUUAGAUAGUACUUCUAUCUUGCUUGAAGAAUCACUAAAUCUGGAUGAGAGACAACUUGUCAAGCUAGUCAACAUCUGUCAUAGUAAAAUGGAAGAAGUGGUUCCAAGGAAUGCCUUGGUUAGGCUUGUUGCCUUCAACUUGGGUUAUCUUCCUGGUGGCAAAAAAGAAAUAAUAACAAGGCCAGAAACAACUUUUCUGGCACUGGAAGCUGCAGAGAGAAUUCUAAUGCCAGGAGGGCUUAUCAGUAUUGUGGUUUAUGUUGGGCACCCUGGUGGACGGGAGGAAUUGGAGGCUGUUGAAACUUUUGCUGCGAGAAUGCCUGUUGAGAAUUGGAUCUGCUGCAAGCUCCGAAUGGUAAACCGACCGUGUGCUCCUGUACCAAUUUUUUUAUUCCGAAGAUAAUUUGAAUAUCUCGUGAUUUCUUGAAAGGUUCAGUCAUGGACAUUUAUUUGAGUAUUGCUGUAUAAACACUCAAGUUUGACCGUCAAAACUGUUGGAUUUUUAGUUUAGUUUUCAACUUCAAGUUUUCAAAAAAAUAAUAAAAUAAAAGAAUAAAAAAUGACAGACAAAGUAAAGAAAUACAAUUGGAUCUCGAAAAAGCCGAGGUCACACCCUCACAGGCGGUCACAGACUCGGGAUCUGCACCAUGGAAAGCACUUGGGUUCUAUGGACGCACAUGAGGGUAAUAGAUAGAAUAUCAUGUACCUAUUAUUCUUUAGGAAGUAUUUAUUAGUAGUUAACUAAGAGAAAUAGGACUUUUAUUAUUGUUGAUGUUGUUGUUUUUCUUUUCAUUAUUAUUAUUAUUAUUAUUAUUAUUAUUAUUAUGUCCCGAGAGGAAACA
Molecule: messenger RNA, 1348 nt
Organism: Arachis stenosperma
Lineage: Eukaryota; Viridiplantae; Streptophyta; Magnoliopsida; Fabales; Fabaceae
Exons: 6
Coding region: 106-909 (267 amino acids)
Source: RefSeq, a predicted model, not a curated record